This is a messenger RNA of Paramecium primaurelia, 1306 nucleotides long. Lineage: Eukaryota; Ciliophora; Oligohymenophorea; Peniculida; Parameciidae. The record is from the annotation of a GenBank genome assembly.
AUGAAGAUUAACUUUUAUGAAUUUCAUCAAAUUUAUCACCAAAAAAAUGAAAAUAUUUAAUUAUUUGUUUAUUUGAAUAACUUUAUAUGGGAUCAAACUGUUCAAAUUGUUCUUAAUGUUAAAAAGAUAAAUUGGAAUAGAUCAAUGAAGUCACCAUUACCAAGAAAUCAGAAAGCCAUAAAAUAGUUAUUUCCUCUAAUUCUUAAUUAUCUUAUUAAAAUAAUAGCCAUUUUCACAAAGUUUAUAAGAUUUUAACUAUAAUAGUAAAAAUCAAUUUAAAGUUUUGAUGAAACUUAGAAACAAUCAUAAAAAUAGUUGUUGUUAUCGAAAAUGGCUAUUGUGAUAUAAAAGUAAUGGAAAGGAUAUAAAGCAAGGAAAACAUAUUUAUAAACAAAACAGUGUUUAAAAAAGCCAUAGAAUGACUAAGCAACUAUUGAUAGCAAGAGUAAGAGAAAUAUAUAGAAAUAUUUUAUUUAAGAAGAGUAUGGACGUAUUUUAACAUAUUUAUCAAGUAAAAAUAAAUCCUGAACAACUUUAAAGGGAAUUUAGAUCAAAAUAUGAAUUUAUUAGUGGAUCAACAUAUGAAGGAGAAUGGUUAGGAGAUAAGAGAGAUGGAUAUGGAAUACAAAUAUGGGAAGAUGGGGCUAAAUAUAUUGGUUAAUGGAAAAAUAAUUAAGCUUGUGGAUAGGGAACCUUUUAUCAUGUUGAUGGAGAUAUCUAUGAGGGUUAAUGGGAAUAUGAUCGAGCAAAUGGAUUUGGAAUAUACAGAUAAUCAAAUGGAGUUAUGUACUAAGGAUAUUGGAAGGAUGAUUAUCAACAUGGAUAAGGUUAGGAGAAAUGUAUAAGAAUAUUAUAAAAAAAAUAGGGAUUGAUAAUUCGAUUUAUGAGGGUGAUUAUUUUUAAGGUAAGAAGUAGGGACGAGGGAUUUAUAAAUGGCCAGAUGGAAGUUAUUUUGAAGGAGAGUGGUUUGAUAAUAAGAUUAAUGGUUAUGUAUAAGUUUAAUAGAGAAUAGGGAGAAUAUAUUUGGGCGGAUGGUAGAAAGUAUAAGGGUAUAUGGAAGGAUAAUAAAAUGCAUGGUUAUGGAAUAUAUUAAUGGAGUGAUGGUCGAUCAUAUCAUGGGGAAUAUGUUAAUGACAAAAAGUAAGGUAAAGGAAAAUACUAUUGGCCAGAUGGGAAAAUAUUUGAAGGAGAAUGGUAUGAAGGAAAAUAGAAUGGAAGAGGUAAAUAUUUAAUGGCAGAUGGAAAAGUUAAAUUUGGAUUUUGGGAGAAUGGAAAAAGAAUAAAUAUUGAAGGAUAAUUAGAAUGA